Messenger RNA from Mercurialis annua (annual mercury), 2128 nucleotides. RefSeq lists its product as uncharacterized. The transcript has 18 exons. Gene Ontology annotation, cellular component: U2-type spliceosomal complex; U12-type spliceosomal complex; nucleus. Lineage: Eukaryota; Viridiplantae; Streptophyta; Magnoliopsida; Malpighiales; Euphorbiaceae. Gene Ontology annotation, biological process: mRNA splicing, via spliceosome. The coding region runs from base 125 to 1912 and encodes 595 amino acids. The record is from RefSeq and is a predicted model, not a curated record.
UCUUUCAAUUUCCAAAAAAGUUUUAACAAUCUCCCGUCGGCUAAUUAUCCACAACCCACACUCACACUAUUCAUUAAUCUCAUCCACUGCUAAAAACUUCUCCUCGCAAGCUUCUAUAUUAGCUAUGGUUGCAGAGGUUUUGCAGCCGGUGCAGAACGGCGUCGUUCUUAAUAGCGGAGAUCCGUUAUCAGCAAACCCUAUCAACAACAACAACGGCACCGUCAAAAAAUCUCGUGAAAGCGAACGACGCCGUCGAAGGCGCAAGCAAAAGAAGAACAAGAAAGCUUCCGUAACAGAAAGCGGUAACGACAGUGACAACGAUGAAGGUAUUGCCGCCUCUGCAGCCGCCAAUGGUGGUUAUGCUAAUGAGAAUUCUGAUCCUCAGAAGAUUAUGGAGCAAGUAGAAAUUGAGUAUGUUCCGGAAAAGGCAGAGUUGGAUGAUGGGAUCGAUGAGGAAUAUUUGAAGAUAUUUGAGAGAUUUAAUUUUCAUGAAGCUACUGCUACUGAGGAUAAUGAUGCAAAAGACGAAUUGGCCAAAAAGGCCGAGUCAAAGAAAAAACUGGACUCUGAUGAUGACUCAGAAGAGGAAGAACAAGAUAAUCAGCAGAAGGAGAAAGGAGGCAUAUCAAACAAGAAGAAGAAGCUUUUGCGGCGAAUGAAGAUUGCAGAGCUCAAACAGAUAUGCUCUAGGCCUGAUGUUGUUGAGGUGUGGGAUGCAACUGCAGCAGACCCAAAGUUACUCGUGUAUCUGAAAUCAUAUAGAAAUUCUGUUCCUGUGCCGAGGCAUUGGUGCCAAAAAAGAAAAUUUUUGCAGGGAAAGCGUGGUAUUGAGAAACAACCGUUUCAGCUUCCUGAUUUCAUUGCAGCAACGGGCAUAGAGAAAAUUAGACAGGCUUACAUUGAAAAAGAGGAUAGUAAGAAGUUGAAGCAGAAGCAACGUGAGCGUAUGCAACCUAAGAUGGGGAAAAUGGAUAUUGAUUAUCAGGUGCUUCAUGAUGCAUUUUUUAAGUACCAAACGAAGCCCAAACUUACUACUCACGGUGAUCUAUACCAUGAAGGGAAAGAAUUUGAGGUAAAGCUUAGGGAGAUGAAGCCAGGUUCUUUUUCACAAGAGCUAAAAGAAGCUCUCGGCAUGCCAGAGGGUGCUCCUCCUCCCUGGCUUAUUAAUAUGCAGAGGUAUGGUCCUCCACCAUCUUAUCCACACCUGAAAAUUCCCGGACUAAAUGCUCCUAUUCCACCUGGAGCUAGCUUUGGUUAUCAUCCUGGUGGCUGGGGAAAGCCUCCUGUUGAUGAAUAUGGGCGCCCAGUGUAUGGAGAUGUUUUUGGUGUUCAUCAGCAAGAUCAGCCCAACUAUGAGGAAGAGCCAGUUGAUAAGACCAAGCAUUGGGGUGACUUGGAGGAAGAAGAGGAGGAAGAAGAAGAGGAAGAGGAAGAAGCAAUUGAUGAGGAAGAACUGGAGGAUGGCAUUCAAUCUGUCGAUAGCCUCUCAAGCACACCAACUGGUGUUGAAACACCUGAAGUUAUCGACCUUCGUAAGCAGCAGAGGAAGGAACCCGAUAGACCUCUUUACCAAGUUCUUGAAGAAAAACCGGAGACAAUUGGUGCAGGGACUUUGCUUGGAACAACUCACACGUAUGUGGUUGGCACUGGUGCUCAAGAUAAGUCCGCAGCUAAGAGGGUUGAUCUUCUUCGAGGCCAGAAGACGGAUAGAGUUGAUGUUACUUUACUACCGGAAGAAUUGGAUGCCAUGGAUGAAGUUCUGCCUGGGAAGUAUGAAGAAGCACGAGAAGAGGAGAAAUUGCGGAGCCAGCGCGAGGAUUUCAGUGACAUGGUUGCAGAGAACGAGAAAAAACGAAAGCGGAAGAUGCAAGACAAGGAAGGAAAAUCUAAGAAGAAGGAUUUCAAAUUUUAAGGCGGUAAUGUCUGGCUCAUUGAAAGCAGGCUUCAUCAUGAUUGGAGAAUUUAGUCGUGCUGGUAGCGCAUGUAUUAUUAGAUGUCGGCAUUUGUCUACUUGUGUCAUAGCUUAUGAUGUAUGAUUUUUGUUCGAUAUAUAGUAUGAAGUUCUUGCAAUUUCACUAAUUUUUCAGCUUCAGUGGAAUGUUUUUGCUAUGAAAUAUGAAUUACAUCA